AUUGAAUUAAACAAUAAUAGGGCUGCCUGCACAGUGCCACAUUGCACUCUACACCACAUUCGCUGAAAUUGAACCACUUGAUUGGCCACCCCCAUUAGCGCCUUCUCGCCCUCCCACUCCCACCACGGUCACGACGCCGACGCCGGCACCUCUGCUGGGGUUUCAUAGAUGUUCACAAUUUGGGGAAUUUCUGGGUUCUGCAGGGGUCUUAUAGAUUUUCUUAAUUUGUGGAAUUUCUGGGCUCUGAGGAAUCGAAGGAGAGGGAGAGAUUUUCAUAGAUUUUGCACAGACGACAGCGGCUUGAACAUGUGAAACGUGCAUCGCGGUGAGGAUGAAUCAUGAUUUCGGAGUUGAUGAUGAAUUGAAGCGGAGGUUGCUGAGACGUUGUUUGGAGCGUAUGGGACUGGAGGGGUCGGAGAGGUUGUUCAGACACCGGAGCGAAGACCGGUCUGAAGAGGCGGAUGAGAGAGAAAGUAGGAGAGCGACGAUGAGAGAUAAAAUCAAAUUUGUGUUUCUCCAAGUUUCUAUUUUUUCUUUCUGAAAUUGGUAUGAUCAUGAGUUGGAUAUGAAUAUGAUGAGUUAGAUCCAUAGAUGGUGGUAGCCAAUGAGGUGGCCGGCGUUACCGUGGAUGGCGGAUCUCGCCGGAGUCUAGAGGAUCUGCGGCGGCAGCAGUGCCGGUUGGAGGCGACUGGAUUUGACCUGGGCAACGGGUUACAGAAAUGCCUAGAAAGGGUGAGAUUGAUUUAUGAGAGGUAAAUCGGUUAAUUCGGUUAACCGGUUAACCGGUCCGGUUAAUCGAUUAACCGAAUUGAAAACCGAUUCGAUUACCGGUUAAUGAUUUCGGGGUAAUUCGAUUUUGGUUAACCGAAAAAUCGGUUCGGUUAUAACCGAACCGGACCGAAUACCACCCCUAGUAUGUAUGCAAAAUUUUACUUAAAAUACUUAAGAGUGCAUCUAGAGGGUUGGGGAGAAAUUUAUCCUUGCAACUUUUAUAGCGGCAAGGUGAACGAUAAGCAGUAAUCACAUACAAACGCGCAGAACUACGGCCACGUGAGCUCGGCAAGAACCGGAUUCCAAUCAUGGAGGAGGGCGCCGGAGGGUUCCGAGCCGGCAACAAGGACAAAGGCGGCGAAGUCGACUACAAGACGAAGGCCGGGACGGCGUGGUCGCACUCGUUCCUCAACCAGAAGCCCUGGCACCCGCUCUCCUACCCAAACCAGCGCCGCAAAUGGAUCGCCGAGCAAACCCACUCGCAAAAUCAGCGCCGCGCCGAGGAGGUCGCGCGCGAGUAUGCUCAACAACAGGAUUUUCUUCGGCAGACUGCACUUCUUUCAAAUAAAGAAAAAGAAAAGUUGGAAAUGAUGCAAGCUGUAAGCUUUUUAUAUGUAAAGCCUCCUGGUUACAAUGCGGAAAGUGCUAAAGCUGCUGAGAUUGCUGAUGAGAAAAGAAAGCUGGAGCAAUCUCUCGAAGAGAGCUCAUCUUCGAUGAAGACGGAAAAUGGACCUUCUGCAGGGGAGAAAAAGAAACAAGCGCCGAAAGAUGUUUUUGGUCGUGCUUUACCUACUGAAGAACAAUUUGAGGUCCUCAAAAAUGCUCCAAAGUUAGAUACUGGUGUUGCUGGCCGGGCAAAACCAUUUGGAGUUGAGAUUCGCAAUGUGAAAUGUCUUAGAUGUGGGAACUACGGCCAUCAAAGUGGUGAUCGUGAAUGUCCAUUAAAGGAUGCAAUAAUGCCUAAUGAGGAAAGUCGAUUAAAACGGGAUGACCCUUUAACAGCCAUUCUGGCUCAGACUGAUGCUAGUGAGCCUUUAAAGUGGGAGCUGAAACAGCAGCCGGGAAUGAGCCCUCCUCGUGGAGGUUUCAAUCCCGACGACCCCAAUCAGCAGAUAGUUGCUGAUGACAUAUUUGAUGAGUAUGGAGGAUUCCUAAGUGAAGCUAACAUACCAGAGUUGCUAACAAACUUUUCUUCAAGCAAGAAGAAGAAGAAGAAGAAGAAGAAGAAAAAGAAGUCGAACAAGAGACGUUCUCCUUCACCCGAUGAAGAAAUAAGAGACGAUGAAGGGAGCGAAUCGUCAUCUGGUGACGAGAGGAGGGGAAGAGUAAAGAAAAGACAUAAGAGGAAGAAGCGAGAGCAGUCUGGGUCGAGUCCAUCCGAAAGCUCAGAUAGCAACAGGCAUUCGAGAAGGAGAAACAGACGCAAGCAUCGACAUUCGAGCUCCUCUGAGGCGUCUGAUUCUGAUCGAGGACGUAGACGCCAUCGGCACAGUCAUAAUCCUCAUCAGCACAGUCAUCAACAUCAACGUCGACGACAUCAUUCCGUUUCUUCAUCAGAUUAAUGGAACCUCAUCAAAACAAAUAGAUUAUAUACAAGCGUCUCGCUACUAUUGCUGUAUUUUAGAGGAGAGAGAGAGAGACCAAUGGUGAUUUUGAGCUUGUCGAACGCCUCUUAAUCCAACCACUUGAUUUUUUUUUUCAA
Messenger RNA from Salvia miltiorrhiza (redroot sage), 2473 nucleotides. RefSeq lists its product as uncharacterized. Gene Ontology annotation, molecular function: transcription corepressor activity. NCBI's taxonomy places the organism in Eukaryota, Viridiplantae, Streptophyta, Magnoliopsida, Lamiales, Lamiaceae. Gene Ontology annotation, cellular component: nucleus. The record is from RefSeq and is a predicted model, not a curated record. Bases 1080 to 2333 code for a protein of 417 amino acids. Gene Ontology annotation, biological process: negative regulation of DNA-templated transcription. The transcript is spliced from 7 exons.